CAAGCUUGUGCUCUACUUUGAUGAAUUUGGUGUGUGUAACCCUCUGCGGAAGAAAGCAUCUGAUUAUAGUCUGGGUGGUUGCUAUUUUGCGGUCGAUGAGGGCUUGUCAAUGUCGGUGCUGAGUGACAUUCAUCUCCUCCUACUAUGUCCUACAAAACUCAUCAAGCUUCAUGGUUUGAACACAGUCAUGAAGCCUGUGACAGAUUCCCUGUGUGACCUCUUGAACAAUGGCCUGGAUACUUGUGGCACUCAUUUUGAUAUCAAAGUGGAGUUUGUGUGUGGUGACAACCUGGGAGUGCAUAAGAUGGCGGGCUUCCAGGAAUCAUUUUCGUCAGGGCAGCGACCAUGCCGAACAUGCCACGCCACAAAUGAGGACUUUGGUACAAAGCUCACAGAGCAAGAGCUGACCCUUCGUACUGAGGAGGAGUACCAAGAAGAGCUGAACAUGUGUGAGAAUGGAGACAAUGAGGAAUCUCGAAAAGCAUUUGGUAUCAACUCAAAAUGUGUGUUUGAUGAGCUGAAAGACUUUAAGGUCACAGAGAUGUUUCCACCAGAUAUCGCGCACGAUCUGUUUGAAAGUGGCGUAGUCAAUCAUUCCUUGGCUCUGGUGCUAUCAUACCUGAUUUUUCAAAUCAAACUCUUCACAUUCGCCUCAGUUCAAAAGGCUAUGAAAUCCUUCUCAUAUGCGAGAGUCGACAAAGCGAACACUCCUCCCAUGCUUCAAGCAAAGGGGCGCAAAGUGCUCGUCAAAGGCACUUUCAGUCAGUGCUGGACUUUCCUCCGAGUUCUCCCUUUCAUGAUCGGUCCACUGGUCCCACCAGAUCAAAAGGCGUGGCUUCUUGUGACCGGUUUGCUUUCUCUUGUACAACUCAUUUGUGCUCCACGUAUGGACGGUGAAAUUCUUGCAAGAAUGCAACCUUCAGUAGAGCAGUGGCUGCGUGAGUUCUGUGGAAUGUUCCCGGACUUCAAAAUCAAGCCGAAGUUCCACUACUUAUUACAUUACCGGCACUGGGCAGCACAAAUUGGUUCCUUGAGGAAAGCUUGGACUAUGCGUUUUGAAGCUAAACACCAGCAGUUCAAGAUCUACGCAUCUCGAGCACACAACACCAAGAACAUUUGUAAAACCCUCGCAGUGCGACACCAAGAAGCGGUAGCUGCAUGCGAAGGAAAGCAAAAGAAGAUGAUGGGGAAGAAAUGCAAGCCAUGCCUAGUUACAGGUGCAUUCGGAUGGGAGGUGGAUGACCGAGCUACGUACACCAAGAUGGCAGUGCUUGCGGGACAGAAGUACUGCGUCGAUGAUGUGCUGAUCGUGAGAAACCCGGCUGCUUCAAGCUCAGAGAGCUGUGAUCUUCUUCGCGUAGCAUAUUUUCAGUUUGAUGCAGUAAACCAUGUCAAAAUCAUCGGUGACGUCUUGAGGGCGCUUUCGUUUGAUGAGCACUAUAUGGCAUACCGUGUGACUAAGGGCGAGAUGAUGAUGAUCCCUUCUGCUUGGAUUUUUGACCCCACUCCGCUGGCUACUUAUUCAGUGCAGACCGCAAAAUACGUGCCCCUCAGGUACCAGAUACCAGGUCUCCGAAUCACCUCUGAAAGCGGUCAACGAUGAAGGCGCUAGUAAACCAUCGAAGUGCUGCGCGCGUCUUCGAAUUCGAGUCUGUCCUGGACCUUGUUCAAAAGGUUCGAGCGUUCUUCGGUCUGCAGGGUGGCGAAUGGGAUCUGGAGAUCUAUGAUGACGACUGGUCCUCGUGGGUCCUGCUGAAUGAGGAAGAUGCGAUAACUGGUGCUCGGCCUCGCAUCAGGACCGUCAUGCGUGGCGAUCUGGUUGUUCUUGAAAGCACUGGGACGACAUCCACUUCGUCAGUGGUGGUUUCGCAGCUGGAUACACCGGAGCCUCCAACGUCGCCCGAACUCCGUCGAUCAGGGGAAGACGCAGAGAUCCGGCCGAAGUCGGGAAGCGACGCUCUGGCCGAAUCUCAACAAACCGCAGGAGUGUCUCGGAUGGAUACUAUGGAAGUCCUGGAUGCCAUGGAAGUGAUCCGGUUUGACGACAGCCAGCUGAGACCUGGACUCCUCGAAAAGCUUCGAAGCAAAAAGCCCGGCUCACCUCUGACCAGGACGGAGUGGAGCGAAGUGACGACAGUCAUCGUGACGUUCGAGAAAGCUUGUAACAGCGUCCUGAACCUUACUCAUGCUCGGUACAUGGAGCUGGCUGACCGCGCCCUUGUUCAAUGGCCGGCGCUGCACUUUGGGUGCAGCCCGAAACAGGCACUGUCGCAGGUCAAAGCAAAAAUACAAUGGCGCGUAAGGAAUGAGAAGCGACGAGACGACGGAAGUGAUGCCGAACUCCAAGCGUCAUCAAAGAGGUUGUCACGCGGAAAAACAUUCAAGGGAUCGCGAUAUGAAGGAUUCGAAGGCUACAAGGAGUACCUUCCGCCUAUGCCGGAGGAAGACGUUCAGCAUCUGAGAAACCGCCUCUUGAAGCAUCUACACGAGGCUAACCUGACGAGCGAAGGCAAAGCUGAGCGAGAGGCCCUGAUCAACUCGACGUUCGCAGACAGGCGCAGGCAUGUGGUGACGCUCCGCACCAGCAUGCGCAAGCUUUUGGAGCUGUAUCCAAUCUUGCGGAACCCAGACGAAAUCUGGCGUGAGCUGGCCAAACUGGAGGGGGAGACGGAGUCGUCUAAGCUUGGUGACUACAGGCGCCGCCUGAGCGACUUUCUCACCGCCAUCCAACUGAUCACAGAAUGUCAAGACACCGACUGCGUGGAGUCUCUCCUCUACUACCUAGACGCGAACCCCGAGGACAUCUUUGAGGGAUCAGGAAGCGCGCCGCACUACCAGGUCAACGACGACGGGUCCAUCGGCCUUUUCGUCGAGGGGGUCUGCUUGACAAGGUCGGUGGACCGGAGCAGCAAGGCUGAUCUCCUGCUUCUGUGGGCAGCGAUUUUCCCAGUGUUCAACCAGAAGUGCCCCGUGUCUAAGGCUAAGAACGCUCUGAUAUUUAUCACGGUGAACAUCUUUGAAAAGGGGGGCAACCAAACUCUUUCCAACCGUGUCCUGGGACGAGUCCAGCGUCUCAAGCAGCUCUGUGCGUAGCUCUGUGAGUAGCUUAGAACGGAACCUGAGAACGGAACGCCUUUGCCGCUCGGCUGUUAACACUUUCAAACCGUGUGACACGUCCAGCGUCUCGAGCAGCUCUGUGAGUAGCUGAGCACAGAACUUGAUAACGGAAUGUCUUUUCCGCUCGGCAGUUAACCCUUCGAACCGCGCCCUGGGACAUGUCCAGAGUCUCAAGCAUCUCUGUGCGUAGCUCUGUGCCUAUAGCUUAGAACGUAACUUUAGAACGGAGCGCCUUUGCCGCUCGGCAGUUUCCUACAGAAGAUUACUUUUUUAGGUUCAUUUUUAGUACAAUAAGAGAAAUAUUACUGUAUGCAGUUGUAAGCUUGCUGAAAGGAGCUUGAAUGCAGUUUUGAAUAAACAUGUUUGAUGAGUUUAA
Amphibalanus amphitrite is the source of this 3493-nucleotide messenger RNA. RefSeq lists its product as uncharacterized. The coding region runs from base 1600 to 3093 and encodes 497 amino acids. NCBI's taxonomy places the organism in Eukaryota, Metazoa, Arthropoda, Thecostraca, Balanomorpha, Balanidae. The record is from RefSeq and is a predicted model, not a curated record. The transcript has 10 exons.